Messenger RNA from Peniophora sp. CBMAI 1063, 2346 nucleotides. NCBI's taxonomy places the organism in Eukaryota, Fungi, Basidiomycota, Agaricomycetes, Russulales, Peniophoraceae. The record is from the annotation of a GenBank genome assembly.
AUGCGCCCCUGCGACGUAUACGUGAAGGAGCUAUCUACGCUCUCGCGAGGGCAUGCUGUCCACAACCCUCGGCGCGACAAAUUCCAGUCCGGUCGCGGGCUUCGCCCCGCUGUCGACGUUGGCGAUGUUGCAUACGAUCUUGACGGGAUGCUGAUACGCUUGUUUAACUGCUUAUUGCCACGAAAUCAACAGGACGAGGAUUGCGUCUUCCCAGAUGACUUCGAAAUUCUCGAGCUGGCCGAUUCGCGUAGCAUUCAUGGUCAACCCGCGCGCAUUAUCGUCAAGGAAAAUCACAGUCGUCCCGGACCAUUUUACUCCAAAGGUGUUCAAAUGGUGAAGGUGGAAGCUAGUGUAUCCGCAGCCUCUUCGGCCGGCGCGCGGAUCGCGUUCCGCGCCCAUCACGAACAAGGCGCUGUCCUACUCACGUCCGGACCCAUCAGAACUCGUCAGAGUCCUAAUCGUCCCGCUUUUGAGAAGUAUCUGGUGAAACACUUCGAUGCAUUGUGCCUGCUUCUGCAAUCGCAGGAAUUGGACGUUCAGCCUGAGGAGUUGAUGUUGAUCACUGGCGUUGACACCACUGCCGCCUGGUCAAACCUAUCCUUCACCGAGGGUCAGAUUGAAGGCGACUUCGGCGUGAACAUACCGAGCGCUAGUCCUAUUGAGAUACGAGUGGCGGCCAGCAUGGAGCUAAGCAGGGCACAGUCUGUUACUCGGGAUUCGGGUCCUAACCCAGAGGAUAUGGAAAUCAAAUGUGCCCUCUCAUCGGAUGCAAACGCGUCCGAUAUACCAAAGAAGGAGAUGUUACCUAAUCAAGUUGUGUUUGUUCGUGCACUGCGGGGGAAAAGACGUCUAUUCCGAGGACUGAAGAUUAUCGCGAAUGCCGACCCUGAAGGCUUGUCUGGUGGACCAUCCGGCGAUGGGGAUAGUUCGGUGCUUAGUAUUGAGAAUGUUGAAGACCGAGCUUCGCGAGAAGACUUUUUGACCCCAGUCCUCGAUCUCAUCCUUGCGAACUCUGAUGUAGACAUGGCCGUCGUUCAUGAUGAUGAUUAUGACUUUUACAACCAAUACGUCUCGAGGCAAGCCGAUCCGUCCGCGCCUGUGAGCCUUGUGUCAUGUCGGGGCGAUGAGGGAGCCAUAUUUGGUGUGCUAGACGUGCAGGCUAGCAGCGCAAUGACCUCAGGAUAUAGUGGGACUUUGUCAAAAUCACUGGAAACGACCAGCCUCGAGGACGCUGAUAUACAUGCUCUCGGCGGAUCACAAUCAUCAUACGAAACGGUUCUGGACUCUGAAGCUGUAGGCCUUGAAAACAUAACGACCUUGAACGGACUUGAAGAACAUUUGACAUCGGAGGCCUGCACCUCUGCAACACCGCUGGAUACCACCCCUUCUCUCUCACGUUUGAGCUCUCCUUCGCACAUUGGGCACUCCAUCGUCCGCCCUGAAGCAACCGCGCAAUCUGGCCACCUCUACACUACUCAAGAUAUGCUCUCACCAGGCCACAUUGACUCCGCACUAACUAGCCUGGAUCGUACCAUUAUCUUUGGCCUCCUCGAGCGCAGCCAAUUUGCGCAUAAUCCGCGCGUCUACCAGCGUGGCGCUUUUCCAGAACUCGUCAAGCUCGGGUUUGAGGGAAGCUGGGUUGAAUGGUUCCUCAAGGAAACCGAGAGCUUCCACGCUAAAGCACGACGCUACACUUCCCCGGACGAGUGCCCAUUCACGCCUCUGUCUGAGCUACCCGGAUCAGUCCUACCCACUCUCGCGUACCCUUCGUUAUUGCAUCCGAACCGUGUGAACGCCAGCAAAUCUAUUCUCGCAUUUUAUACCCGCAGCAUUGUUCCGCGCAUCACCGCCGGCGCCACUCACGCGCUCGCAGCGUUUAAACGAUCCAUGGGCGUCAUUGGGGAGGAUGAGCAGGAGGAUGACGGAAACUACGGUUCGGCGGCUACGCUUGAUGUUGCAUUAUUGCAAGCGAUGAGCAAGCGAGUUCAUUACGGCAAGUUCCUCAGCGAGAGCGAGUUCGUUGCCGCCCCCGCCUCUUUCAUCCCGCACAUACGUAACCUCAAUACGGAAGCUCUGGAAGAGCUCAUCACCAAGCCUGAACUGGAAACACGAUUGCUGCAGAGUCUGCGACAGAAAGCACAGCUAUAUGCACAGGGAUCCGCCUCUGACGGUGAAGUGCUUCCCUCAGAAAAAGGAAAUUUCGAUGUCGACAUUGUCGUGGAUCUCUACGAAAGCUACAUGCUACCACUUAUGAAGGAAGUUGAGGUUGACUAUCUCCUUCAACGCCUGGAAGGCCUGUCGACCGAAAGGAUAGAAGCCCUGUUGAAAGGCGCCAGGGUAGACUGA